This is a messenger RNA of Fusarium pseudograminearum CS3096, 1245 nucleotides long. RefSeq lists its product as uncharacterized. The record is from RefSeq and is a predicted model, not a curated record. The coding region runs from base 1 to 1245 and encodes 414 amino acids. The transcript has 4 exons. Lineage: Eukaryota; Fungi; Ascomycota; Sordariomycetes; Hypocreales; Nectriaceae.
AUGGCUACCACGGUCAACCCUUACGACGAGGACGCUCGUCGUAGCUACAUUGUUGCCUACUUCAAGGCUGAAGGUCUCUUAGACUUGGAACAUCUCAAUCGGAGGUACGCUUUAGCAGUCUCUGGAUUGAACAACAAGUUGCAUUCCAAGAAUGCGCUUGAAGUCGGCCAUUUAUUCUUUGAGUAUAUGCUCGACCUUACUAUCUGGAAUGACGCCUUUAAAGCAGCUGGCCGUGUCGCCCCCAAGUUUCCGUGGGACCAAACUCCCAGAACCAACGACUACAGCAAGGGCAUUACGAUUGUCUACAGGGAGUGGCGCCUGAAGAAUGGCUACAAUACUGCACCUGGCUCUGGCGCGGUUUCGUCGGCCCCAAGAGGCCCCAAAGCCAUGGAUCCGCGAGUGAUGGAAGUCGUUUGUGCCACGGCUGAUGCGGUGAAGGAAAACGCAGCCAUCUAUAAGUCUUGGGCUGACGAGUUCGCUGAGGAGAAGGCCAAAGACGAGAACAAGACAAUUCAAGUCAUCGGUGAUGGCAUGGAACCAUCUAACGAGGUCGCGGAGGAGAAGGCUAAAGCAGAGAACAAGAAAGCCUUGGAGAAGGCUGACGCAGCCUUGGUGAUGGAGAAGAAGGCUCUUGAGGCCAAGGCCAUCUAUGAGGCUGAGCUCACCAAGAUCCGAGCUGGCAGAGGGAAGAAGGGCAAGGAGCCCAUGUCAGAUGCUCCCAUUAUACCCAAGGGAAUCCUGAUCCCAGUUCACCCCGACUUUGAGGUGGGCAAGGACAAGAGGGUUGGGAAACUUCAUGUUGCCAUGCUGGACGUCCGCCACAGAAUCUGGGAGAGCAUCAAUGGCACCCUCUCUUUCAAGGAUCCGGUCGUUGGGCCUUUCGAGGUCGCGCUCCCGCCGUGGCUUGACUUCCAUGGUCUGAUCUGGGGUGAGAAUGGCGAGCUCUACGAGCGAUUAAUCUCGUCGAUACACAAGUUUCUCACCGUGGGGUGGAUUAUCGCUGGAGGGAGGCCUUCGUGUUUGGUCGUUGGCUUCAAGCCCCCUAAUCAAGAUCCAGCCAGUGAAGAUCCAGCCAGUCGCAUCAGGCACUGGCACGAUUUGACAACUCUCUGGGAAGACGUUGUCACUUGGGUCAGCCAGGCCAGAUAUGGCAACUGUACCACCCUGUUGGACAGCCCAAGUCCAACAACCUUUGCCUCCGGCGCCGGUAUGAAGUUACCACUUGCCAACUCAUCCGAGAUAUAA